AUGGGCUUCCCGACUCUGAGCUUCAUGCAGCUGGAGCUGGAGCUGGAGCUGUCGAUCUGCUGUCUGCUGCUGGGCAACAUCACCAGGCCGAAUAUGCCGCCGGUGAAGACGCAUGAGAAGAGGCAGGGUAGAGCUGGGCCUCGUGCCGUUGCUGCCGCGGUGGAUCUACUCUGGGGAAGGCCUGUCGACAGGGGAACGAUCUCACGUCACUCUGGGAACCUGGACUUGUUUUCAUCCCAACAGUGGUCAGAUGAACGAAGCUUCUCGACUUCAGGCUACAACCUGGGUCGAUGGAGACCUCAGCAUCUCAGGCACCACACUGGCUACAAGCUUAUACCGCUAGGAAUUGGCUUCGAAAAGGAAGAAGAGGGGUGGAAGGAGGUCGCUCUUCGUAUUCCCAAGGGGUGUCCGAUGUGGGGCCGCAGGGCCGAGCGAAGCGGGGGCUGGGCCCGGAGACUCGGGUCUGCCUCUCGCUCUCUCUCGCGCGAUGUGACGUCGCACUUCACCGCGAAACUUGCCCGCCAUUACGAAAAAGUCAAAGGCCGCUCGAGCACGAGGAGCGGCGGGUCUGUUCUCACGCAACGCGCCAAGAGGACCUUGACGGCAGCCCGCUCCUCCAAAGCUCGUUCCCGCCAGAGGCUAGGACGCGCCGUUUGCCUGUCCAACAAUUACUAUUGUGUGUGCUUUGAGGCCAGCGGCUAA
Messenger RNA from Diaporthe amygdali, 702 nucleotides. RefSeq lists its product as uncharacterized. The record is from RefSeq and is a predicted model, not a curated record. The coding region runs from base 1 to 702 and encodes 233 amino acids. The transcript is spliced from 5 exons. NCBI's taxonomy places the organism in Eukaryota, Fungi, Ascomycota, Sordariomycetes, Diaporthales, Diaporthaceae.